Molecule: messenger RNA, 2530 nt
Organism: Cajanus cajan (pigeon pea)
Lineage: Eukaryota; Viridiplantae; Streptophyta; Magnoliopsida; Fabales; Fabaceae
Product: sterol 3-beta-glucosyltransferase UGT80B1
Biological process (GO): carbohydrate metabolic process
Molecular function (GO): hexosyltransferase activity; UDP-glycosyltransferase activity
Source: RefSeq, a predicted model, not a curated record
AGUAUUUGUAUCUUAUGUUAUAAAGUAUAAACAGAGAGUGAGCCGACAUAGACCAAGUUAAACCGGUGUGACCGUAGACAGAGCAACCGGCCGUUUGACAGUUGGCAGUUGCUGGUCUUUGCUUUCUGUGUUUUGGGUUUUUAUUUGGAACGUGAAGUGCAGCGGGAAACACGAACUGCGUUGGAAAAAGGGUUUGAACUUUAGGUUUACCAAACGUUCUUUGUGCGUGCGUGCUUGGAUGACUGGAGCCGUUUCGCUUCUUCUGGACUCUUGAGAAUUCAGAUGAUUGGGGCUUUGAUGGAUUGAGCAACACUGGUUGUGGGUAUGGGCAGUGAUAAUGGGAUUCAGACUGUCUCCAAACAAGUGCUAGAACAAGGUUUUGAUUGCCACCAGAAGAAGGAUCUCAAGCAAAUGGACAUCAAGUCUCAAGCUGAGAGAUUUGAUGGAGCUUCUUCUGAAGAUUGCGAUAACUCAUUGCAAGUUGCUUCUUCUUCGUCAAGACGAGGUUUGGAACAUUGCAUCACAGCCCCUGUUGGAACUGAGAGAAACCCACUUAUAGUUGAUGACGAGAUUAUGUUUCCUAGAUCCAUGACAGAAAAGAAGGGAUUCCCUAGGCAGGAUACAAUAUUGGACAGGCUGUCUGAGCAAGUGAAGCAACUGAUUAAUAACCUAGUGAGGAUACAAAACGAUGGGACUGUUGAAGUUGAUCUAGAAAGGAGUGCAUCUGUUGCUCCAGAAUUGUUCGAGCUCCAAUCUUUUGCAGAGUUAACAGUGAGUGAAAGUCUUAGUUCAGAGUCAAAAAAAUGUGUUCCACGGUUACAAAUUGUCAUACUUGUGGUUGGAACUAGAGGCGACGUACAACCUUUUCUGGCCAUUGCAAAGAGACUUCAGGAGUAUGGUCAUCAUGUUAGGCUGGCAACUCAUGCUAAUUUCAAAACAUUUGUAAAGUCUGCUGGUGUCGAUUUCUAUCCUCUGGGUGGUGAUCCUCGUGUAUUGGCAGGAUAUAUGGCAAGGAAUAAAGGUUUGAUCCCUUCUGGACCGGCUGAAGUAUCUACCCAAAGAAAGCAGCUGAGGGCCAUCAUUGAUUCCCUUCUUCCGGCAUGCACAGCACCUGAUAUGGAAACUGGUGUUCCUUUCAGAGCUCAAGCUAUUAUUGCCAAUCCUCCUGCUUAUGGACAUGUACAUAUUGCUGAGGCCCUUGGGGUACCCCUCCACAUCUUCUUCACAAUGCCAUGGACGCCAACAUAUGAGUUCCCCCACCCUUUGGCACGUGUUCCUCAAAGUGCUGGUUAUUGGCUGUCCUAUAUAAUUGUAGAUCUAUUGAUAUGGUGGGGAAUGCGAGGAAUUAUCAAUGACUUCAGGAAAACAACAUUGAAGCUUGCUCCUAUUGCAUACUUCAGUAUGUACCGUGGAUCAAUAUCUCAUUUACCGACUAGCUAUAUGUGGAGUCCUCAUGUUGUUCCGAAACCAAGUGACUGGGGCCCUUUAGUUGAUGUUGUUGGUUAUUGUUUCCUGAGCCUUGCAUCAAAGUAUCAACCUCGGGAAGACUUUGUCCAUUGGAUUAAAAAAGGACCACCACCUUUAUAUUUUGGGUUUGGGAGCAUGCCUCUUGAAGAUCCUACAAGAACAACAGAUGUUAUAUUGGAGGCACUAAAAGAUACUGAACAACGGGGAAUUAUUGACCGGGGUUGGGGCAAUCUAGGGAAUUUGGCAGAACUUCCUGACAAUGUUUUCCUUCUAGAGGAAUGCCCUCACGAUUGGCUGUUUCCUCAAUGUUCCGCUGUGGUGCAUCAUGGUGGAGCUGGAACCACGGCUACAGGAUUAAAAGCUGGGUGUCCGACAACCAUAGUUCCAUUCUUUGGAGAUCAGUUCUUUUGGGGAGAUAGAAUAUAUCAGAAAGAGUUGGGACCAGCCCCAAUACCAAUAGCUCAGCUCAGUGUUGAGAAUUUAUCAAAUGCCAUAAGAUUUAUGCUCCAGCCAGAGGUGAAAUCUCGAGCAAUGGAAAUUGCUAAGUUGGUUGAGAAUGAAGAUGGUGUUGCCGCUGCGGUUGAUGCAUUCCAUCGCCAUCUACCUGAUGAACUGCCACUGCCAAUUCCAUCUCCGGUGGAGGAGGAUCACUUGAAUCCUUUGCAGUGGUUUUUUCUCCAACUUGGAAAGUUCUGUUGUGCACCUUGUGGUGGUGUGUAGGUUUUCUAUAUUAAUUUCUUUUGUAUUUUCUUUGAUUCAUUUUAGAAUUACAUUUUCUAGGAGCUCUCCAUUUUUUCAGAAUGAUUUCUUAGUGUUUUGCUUAGUUAUUUCAUUCAUUCUGUCAACUCUCUAUUGUGAGGGCUUGACUGAUAGUUCAUAUUCACGUAUAUUGUAUAUUUGAUCCCCCACAGAGGUAUAUAGGUUGUGUCAUUAGUGGUAGAUAUUCAGAAUAUGAAGAGCUGGUAACCUCAUUCAUGUAGCGGCUGCUCCAAAUUGGUUGUCUCUGUAUGUUUUGAAAUUUGAUUGUUGAUAAUAAUAUCAUGAAAAAGAAUUGCGUAUAUUA